Messenger RNA from Rhinichthys klamathensis goyatoka, 1206 nucleotides. It is a transcript of the gene pi15b, whose product is annotated as peptidase inhibitor 15b. The transcript is spliced from 6 exons. Lineage: Eukaryota; Metazoa; Chordata; Actinopteri; Cypriniformes; Leuciscidae. Gene Ontology annotation, cellular component: extracellular region. The record is from RefSeq and is a predicted model, not a curated record. The coding region runs from base 185 to 955 and encodes 256 amino acids.
CCGGUCGCAGUCAGAGCACCUUGCGCUUGCCUCCUGAAUCCCAGCAGCACAGUAUAAAAGCCAGAGGCAGCAGUGGACGGGAUGAGAGAUCUCCAUCAGGAUAUGAGACUCGCAGAUCUACUCCGCACACUCAUUCAGAUACGAACGAUUCCACGAUAAUCACUGAUUAGUCACCAAAAGAGGGAUGAAGACCAUCAACUUUUUUACCGAUUUGUUUCUUGUAUUCGUAGCCAGUGAUGCGAGCGCUUGGAUUAUCAGAAAUGCGACUGAAACGCUCACCGGAACCAAUCUCACUAUCAAUAAAUCGGAAAUGGGUGAUGACGGAUUGGCAUCCAUACCCAAAUCAAGGCGAAAACGGUACAUUUCUCAAGAUGACAUGAUAGCAAUUCUGGACUAUCACAACAAGGUGCGCGCGAAUGUUUUCCCACCUGCAGCAAACAUGGAGUACAUGCUUUGGGAUGAAGGCCUGGCCAGGUCAGCAGAAGCUUGGGCAGCCACCUGUAUUUGGGAACAUGGACCUCCUUACCUUCUCAGAUAUCUGGGUCAAAACCUCUCAGUCCGAACUGGCUAUUACCGCUCCAUUCUUCAGCUGGUUAAACCUUGGUAUGAUGAGGUCAGAGAUUAUGCAUUUCCAUACCCGCAUGACUGCAAUCCCCGCUGCCCGAUGCGCUGUUAUGGACCCAUGUGCACACAUUACACACAAAUGGUGUGGGCGUCAUCAAACAGAGUCGGAUGUGCCAUCCAAGCCUGUUACAAUAUGGUUGUGUGGGGCGCUGUGUGGAGGGAGGCAACGUACUUGGUCUGCAAUUAUUCCCCUAAGGGCAACUGGAUUGGCGAAGCACCUUACAGAGUCGGUGUGCCAUGCUCAUCCUGUCCUCCAAGCUAUGGAGGUUCAUGCAGCAACAACAUGUGCUUUCCUGCCAUCAACUCAAACUUCAUGUACUGGUUUAAAUAAGCUCUCUGUCAUAUGUUUAAUGCAAUUUUACAGUAAUGUACUGUGUAAUAUAUCUUUUAAAUAUAUAUGCAUUUUGUACAGCAGAUUUAGCUGCUUUUUUGUAUGUGAUACUAUCGAUUCCAGAAAUGGUGCUAAUGUUAAUACAAUCUUAACAUGACUGUUUUAGGAUCAGCCAUCAUAUUGAUGCGCAUGAAUAGUAGUUAUAGUUUCUUCUGGUUCACAGAUCAAGUCUGUACUGAUCACUCAAUGUU